AUGAACAAGAUCCUUUCAACCACUCUUUGCUUUGGACUCCUAACUUUGUUAUCUGCAAUGAUUUUUUUGGAAGUGGUGCAUGGGCGGCCAUAUCUUACCCAAGGAAAUGAAUUGUUUCCAGAUAAAGAAGAUGCAAACCGUGAAAAACUAUUGCUGGCUCUACUGAAUAAAAAUUUUGAUUUCCAAAGACCUUCCAACAUUGAUACAGAACUGGCUAGCAAAUUGGAAGAACUUAACCAGCUGGAGAAUCUAAAAGAGCAGCUCACGGAGGCAAAAGAUCCCGAGAUAUCCUAUUCUAUAGGUGGUCUAUCUUCUUCCCAUCCAAAUAAGCGAGCCUGCUUUUGGAAAUACUGUGUCUGA
Molecule: messenger RNA, 360 nt
Organism: Suricata suricatta (meerkat)
Lineage: Eukaryota; Metazoa; Chordata; Mammalia; Carnivora; Herpestidae
Gene: UTS2B
Product: urotensin 2B
Exons: 5
Coding region: 1-360 (119 amino acids)
Biological process (GO): blood vessel diameter maintenance; regulation of blood pressure
Cellular component (GO): extracellular region
Molecular function (GO): hormone activity
Source: RefSeq, a predicted model, not a curated record